AUGUUGGGAGCUAGAGGUGUUUCAUUGGGAUUGGGAAAGAUUAAUCUUUCUGAUUUAAAUAAAAUUCCGACAAUGGAUCGUGGACAGGUACCAAGAAUAAAAAAGAAGCCAAAAAUAAAACCUCAAGUACGAGUAAAAAAAUAUGUUGAUAAGGAGGAGGAGGAAGAAUAUAAUUAUGAAAUAAGAUUAAAUCCCCAAUUAAUGGGAAAAAUACCAUUGAGAAAGCCUAAAAAAAUUGAUAAAAAUAAAAAAGCCUAUUAUUGGAGACUCUAUUAUGAGAACAAUAAAAAGACAUUAUGGACAGCAUGUAGAGCGGUAAUUUUUGGUGUUAUUAUCAUAACUUUAGGAAUAAUAAUGACAGGACUUGGAUAUUUUGAUAAAGAACUAGCCAAAGUAACAGUAUAUAAUGAGACAACCACAUCAAAUAUAACAUAUAUUGACAAUUUUCGGAGAAUUCAAUUUAAAUCUAUGCAAUAUAUUGGUCCUGUUUUAAUGGGUGUUGGUUCAUUUAUGUUAAUAAUAGCUUGUGUUAUAACAUUAGAAUCAAGAGACAAACAUACAUUAAUAAUACAAAAUGAGGCUGAUAAACAAAGGAAGAUUUUAAAAGAUGAUGAUGAAAAAGAAAAAUUUGUUGAAGUUAAAGAAACUAUGUUUUUAAAUACAAAAAAAUAUAUUCAAGAUAAAAAAUUAUUUAAUGAAAAUGAUGAAAAAUAUAUUAAAAAUGAUGAGAUAAUUAAUGAUGAUAAUAUAAGUAGAUUAACAUGUGGAAAUGAUUUAUCUAUAAAUGUAGAAGAUUUAGAUGAUGAAUGUUUUAAACCACCAGAAAAAUGUAAUAUAAAAACUAAAAGAAGAGCUACAAUAUCUUGUCAGUAUUCAAAAAGUAUGGUUGAUAAAACUCGGGUAAAUAGAUUAAAACAAGAUUAUAUUUCUAAAAAACCAACCAUCUCCUCAUCAACAUCCUUCAAGAGAGCUUCAAAUCAAAAAAGGCGAAGUAUCUUUAAUUUACAAGGAAAAGAUCAAAGUGUUAGUACAGAUGACUUAGCUAAACAACACUUAUAUGAAAAUCGUGAUUUGUAUGCUGAAUUAUUAGAAGAUUUUUAUAAAAAAUAUGCUGUAAACAAUGUUAAAACUGUUGAUGAAAAUAAUUUAUUACCAAAUACAAAUUUAGAUGAUAUUAUAAUUCAUAAUGUAUCUAGUGAAAAAAUUCAAGAAGAGGACCCAGAAAAUAAUUAA
Messenger RNA from Strongyloides ratti, 1233 nucleotides. RefSeq names its product Protein of unknown function DUF2371, TMEM200 family-containing protein. Lineage: Eukaryota; Metazoa; Nematoda; Chromadorea; Rhabditida; Strongyloididae. The transcript is spliced from 4 exons. The record is from RefSeq and is a predicted model, not a curated record. Bases 1 to 1233 code for a protein of 410 amino acids.